This is a messenger RNA of Pseudonaja textilis, 2648 nucleotides long. It is a transcript of the gene SKA3, whose product is annotated as spindle and kinetochore associated complex subunit 3. Gene Ontology annotation, biological process: chromosome segregation; mitotic cell cycle. The record is from RefSeq and is a predicted model, not a curated record. Lineage: Eukaryota; Metazoa; Chordata; Lepidosauria; Squamata; Elapidae. Gene Ontology annotation, cellular component: kinetochore; spindle microtubule; outer kinetochore.
CCGCGAAGGAAAGAAGUUGCCAGCUGCGGUCUGAGGCGAAAGGACGGCGUCCGUUGUGUCUUUGGCGAGCUGUGGAGGCGUGUUUCUCCCGCAUUUCGGCGGCUCCUGCGAACGACCGGAGAAACAAGCUGUUGCUUUUCUUCAGUAUGGACGUGACAGGAACAUUCUUCAACAAACUGCGAACUUUGGCAGUCACUUUGGAGAAGCAGGCUAACCAUUUUAAGCAAAUUUUACUCGAAGAUGAAGAAUUUGAAGAUGAUUCUCCAAUGAGAUAUCUACAUGAACUGUACUCUGAAGCUAGAAUACUAAAGGCUGAUGCUGAUAAUAUUCUACAUACAAGUUCUUCAGAAAGAGAUGCUACAUACGACUUCAUAAAGGCCACCAAAGUUCUGAUGAAGAGAAAUGCAACCAAUCUUGAAAAAAUAAGAGAUCUCUUUCAGAAAUACGGUCACAAGCCACUUAUAGGCAAGAAUGAAGCCAUAAAGGUUGAUGAUGAAAUCAACGCCGGAUCAGCUUUAUCUGAUCAAAUAGAGCCAAAACCUCCUGAUUUUCUUCAAAAAUCAUCUGGAUCUCAUAAUCUCCUGGAAACUCCUCAGCUAUCAGAUUUUGGGCUUUCAAAAUAUGCCUUUCCAAGUUCUUCGGACACAACACACAUUCCACAUAGCCAGAAGGAAGAGGUGAAAGGGGAUCCAUCUGAAUAUUUGUUACCCAAAGUAGAAUAUUUCAAUAUCCACGGGCGUGAUCUGUCUGUAAAUGAUGAAACCACAAAUUUAAUGGAUGACCAAACAAUCUUUUUGCUUAAUAAGGCAAGAAAAAAUAGAUCAGCAGGGGCGAUGGUGUCAAAUCAGAAUCUGGCAGCACUCAGGCAAUCAAAUGAAGUAUGUGGUUAUGAUAGUUUUGCUUCACCUGCUGCACCUAACUUCUGCACACCUGGAGUGAAAAUUCCCCACAGAAAGACCACUGUUUUAUCAGAGUCUCCAGAAAGUAAUCAUUUGGAUGCUCCUAAACACACAACAGAAUUACCUCCACCUGAUACAAAAUCUCAGCAAAUACAACCUCUGCAUGUAAGUGCUCCUAAGAUACUGCCAGAUAAUAAUCUUAUAAAAGACAGUGUUCAACCUGUCCUGGAUUCAGACAAAUAUCUGAAAUGUACUGAAGAACCUCCUCCUCCAGCAAUGCCAGUAUAUGAGGACCUCUUCAGUUCACUAUUACCACCGCCUGAAAUAACUGUGAUUCCAAACAACCUCUUGCAGAUUUUAUCCCGGUACAAUCCAAAUAUAAAAGUACCCAGGUCAGCUGCGAAAGGAAUUAAAGAAGAAAAUGCUUCACAAUUUGAAGAAAAGCUGUUUCUUUGUACUGAUAACAAAGAAAACAGAAAAUACUCUGGAUGAAAUGAAGACUAAAUCUGAAUUUUUUUCUUCGACUACCAGCCUAAAGGUUCUUUACUUUGUAAAGUAUAAAUGUUUAAUUUUAAACUAUUCAAUCAUUUUUACUCUCCUGUAAAAAUUAUCAAAAUAAAAUAAUGAACAUAAAUAUGACUAAAUAUCAUUUAUAUGCUGUCAGUUUAUUAAAUUAUUCAUAAUCAUGUUGUCUUUUUAAUCACUGCAGUUGUUAAAUGAAUCAUGCAGUUAAGUAAAUCGGGCUUCUCCCAUUGACUUUGUUUGUCAAAUAUAUGCCAGUUGCCAAGUGUCCAAAUUUGGAUCAUAUGACCAUAGGGAAACUGCAAUAGUCAUGUGAAAAUGGUCAUAAAUGACUUUUUCAGUGCUGUUGUUAACUUUGAAUUAUCACUAAACAAAUGAUUGUAAGUUGGGGACUACCUGUAUUUGUGUUUUAUUCCCAAAUUCAGUAUUUUAUCUGCCCUCAAGUGAAUAAAGCCGGGGUUUCUCUCCGAAGCCAAAGAUUAUAGCAGCUUUGAUAUAUAGAACCAGCGAAGAUGUAACUAAAGCAUAUUAGCACUUUAAUGCUCCAAUAAGGAACAGAAUAUUUUAAAUUGCUAGACCUACACCUAAUUCUUAUCAAAGAAAAUGUUACUAAGUAAACAUUAAUUGCUUCUAAUCAUUUGCCUAGUUAACAGAAAAUAGCUUCACCAGCAUUUAUCAAUUCCAGAAAAUAUAUUAGGGAUUAAAUUAAUAUUUUUGUGAAGCUAUUAGAGAAAAUAGAUGUUGUAAUUCGAUGUUUGAAUUAUUAGUAAAAUAGAAUUAUAGUCAAAAUAAUAUCCUAUGGGAAAUUUAGAAUUGUUUCAACAUUUUAGAAAGAAGUUUCCAGUACAGUUACAUUUUCAGACCACCUCCUAGAAAGAAAAGCAAAAAUGCAACAGUAAGAAUUAGCAACACCUUCUCAGAUAUAGACUCUAAUGCAGGGGUGUCACAAACUCGCAGCCCGGAUGCAUCCCAUGCUGGCCCCACCCCUGCCCGGUUUAGCAAAGGGGGAAAAAGUCUGGAUACAUCACGUGAUGACUCAAGUUUGACACCCCCUGCUCUAAUAUGAUUGGCAAGAGAUAUUAUGUUGUGACAUGUCAGACAUGCAGACUGUACUUACAGCCGAUAACCUAGGAAUCUCAGCAAUAGAUGAGAAAAUCCAGUGUUUUUCAGUUGGGGAGGGAAGUUAAACUGAGAUAAAAAGCUGACACAGGAGGAACUGGAGAACAA